GGUUUGCAAUUCUAACCAACAAUUCUUAAUUACCUCUCACAAACUUCAACUACAAUGAAAGUAGUAUUGAAGGUGGACUUUAAUAAUGACAAAAUCAAGCAAAAAGUUAUGAAGACAUCAUCUAGUCUUUCAGGAGUUGAAUCAAUAUCAAUGGACAUGAAAGAGAAGAAAUUGACAUUAUUAGGAAAUAUUGAUCCGGUAAAGGCAAUAUCCAAGCUAAGAAAAUUGUGUCAUGUUGAAAUAGUUUCUGUUGGACCUCUAGAGGAGAAGAAGGAGUCAAAAAAUGAGUCUAUUCCUAUUAUGUGCUAUGAACCCUAUCCAUUCUAUUAUCAAAUCUAAUAAUGAUUACUGUUGUAUCUUGAGUGUAUAAGAAAAAAAAUCCUAACGACUAUAUUAUUUUUAUUUUUUUAAUAGCAAAAUAAUAUAUUAAUAGAGAAGUGUAAACCAACAAAAAAAUAUAUCCAAAAUGUCAUUAAAUUUUUAAAUCCUUAGGCCUGAAAUUCCAUCUCAAUUA
Vicia villosa (hairy vetch) is the source of this 514-nucleotide messenger RNA. RefSeq names its product heavy metal-associated isoprenylated plant protein 39-like. Bases 55 to 339 code for a protein of 94 amino acids. Gene Ontology annotation, molecular function: metal ion binding. NCBI's taxonomy places the organism in Eukaryota, Viridiplantae, Streptophyta, Magnoliopsida, Fabales, Fabaceae. The transcript is spliced from 3 exons. The record is from RefSeq and is a predicted model, not a curated record.